AGGAAGACUGGAAACAACCUGGAAAAGUUUAUGGUUACUGGUUCGGUGGAACGAAAGAGAAAGGGCCGCAGUCCAACGCGAUGGUCCGACCAGGGUAGCAAAUCGCUAUCCUUCAAAGUCCAUGAUACCUUAGAAGUCGCAAGGGAUCAGAAAGCCUGGAAACCUGCCAUCCGGAAUCAUGUGGUCCACUUAGGUCACGACCCUCAGACUGAGGAGAACGAUGCAAGGAGGAGGAAAUAACUUAUAUUUAACAUGGUAAAAUACUGUAAUAAAAAAAACGAUAUAAUUAUGAGUAACAUGAAUUAUUUCUUACUCAAAUAAACUAGUAUCAGCCAAAAUACAAUGAAAAUAUCACAGAGAUUAAUUAUUAAUUCCUACGUACAGAAGUUUACAUUUCAGCGUCAGAAUGCCAAUUCAGUUCAAAAGUCCGAUAUUGGGUAUCAUUAAUUAACAAGAGCGUCCGGAAAUCCGAUCCCAACUCUAUUCAACGUCCGUCUAACAAAACAAUCCUUGUUAAUUUGAAAUUUUAUCGCACUAAAUACCCUAGUAAUCCCCGAAGCUCGACCUAUCGUUACAUUUACAUGUGGCACAUCCGUCGUCGUUAGUGGCGCCCCUGCCUUCGGAGCGGACGGACGUGUGGUCCCGCUGCAGGCUUCUUUCAGCAUAGACUCAGUGUCGUGAAGUGAGAACUUGGUGUUCGUAAUAGAUUUUUGUGUUUUGUGUGGCUUCGUGACACGGAUUCUUUUGAGGCUAGAGAUUUAUAAAUCAUGCAAAGCAGAAAACGUCACCGAAGACGAAGAACGAAACUCAUUAACGUAGUCAGAUAAUCAAUGAAAAAUGUAACCUAAAGCGCUACUCAUUGGUUCAAAAUGCUUCGACCGGUGCUUGGCCGUUUGUCCGUUGGGGACUUGUUGGUGACAGUGUUGUUUUUGUGUAGAACAAUAGUUUGUGAUGGACAGUGUCCAAAGUACGCUGAGCGCCCUUUAGAGACUCGGGUGCAGGACGCUUCCAUAGUGUUUAGGGCUGUGGUAGUGCAAACACAUCAUCAGAGUAAAACACUAGACUUGGCUCUAGUGUCAAUAUACAGAGGAGGCGUGGAGCUGGCCUCUGUCAGUAGAUAUGCAGGCUCGCCUUAUAAUACCACAGAUAGGCAGGUGAACCUAAAAAUAGCCCAGCCGCUAGACCACUGCUUCAACUGGAGCAUGGCGCCCUCCCAAAGCGAGCUGGUGGUGUUCGCCCGAAUCAGCGACCCCGCGGUGGACUUAGAGACCACGCCACCUGACGGGCCCUGGCUUGAAGCGACGGCUUCGGCGGUUCCUUGGAGCUUGGGCGUUGAUAUUGCCAUAUGGAACGCCGUUGGCUGGGCGGGAUGGGGAGAGUGGGGGGCCUGCAGCAAAACCUGCGGCGGCGGUAUGCAGGUGCGGAGGAGGUACUGUUCACGAGCUACCUGCGAAGGCUUCGGGGAGCAGGGCCGGGCCUGCAACACUUUCGAUUGUGAGGGUACAAUAAACCCGCUUGCGCCGGGCGCCCGCCGUAACUUCCACCCGGCCCAGGCCCGAUGGGGCUCCGUCGCGGAUCGCCCUCACGCCUUCAGCCUUCGGCCAAACUCCUACAUCUGGAUAGCUUCGUCAGAACUCUUCCCUAAUGGAAGAAUGUUCCCGAGGGAGUUUACGCUGUUCGUGUCAUUGAGACUGCGUCCUGAGAGCGGCGGCUACGGGCAAGGCACGCUAUUUUCCCUCCGCUCGCGUCGCCGCACGGGCUCAUUCCUUUCCUUGGAGUUAGCCGGGCGGGGCGCGGCGCGACUGGUCCAUGCGGGCGCUGGCGCCUCUAGAGCUAUAUACCUGGCGGUGCCGCUGUAUGACUUCCGUUGGCAUCAUAUUGCUAUCAGUGUCCACGAUGACAACACGGUGCGCGCCUACGUAGACUGCCGCUGGCUCCGCACCGACGUUCUGGAGAAAGGCGCGCUCGACACUCCGAGGGACGCAGAUCUUAUUAUUGGCUAUCUGUUUUCUGGCGACCUCGAGCAGCUAGUAUUGGUGCCUAAAGCGGGUCAGGCGCAGAAACAGUGCUCCAGCCAAGUGACCGGGACAUCUACUCCCUACGUGAACAUGCAUUAAUACAAGACUUGGCCUUUGACUACACGCACUAUGGAACUAUGCUACACUGUAGUUCGUGUCAUCACGAUGACGCGCAGGUUUAUCAAUUCUAACCUUUAAUAACAAGACAUUACGUGUCAAGGCACGCGUCUGCGUGAAUGACACGAUCUUUAGGGAAUUACGUGCCCUAGGAAUGUUUCCACAAUUGCGAUAUUUCCGUUACAGCAACUUCUCAUAUUUUUGUAAAGGGAUCGAAACCGAUGUUCAAAACGGAAACUUUCUUUAUUCCUUGUGAUAUUUCGUGAAAUUUCCGAGAAAUUUUUGAAACUUUUUGCACAUCCGUAAACUAUGCCAUCAAUGUGCUAUCUCUCAACGUAGGGUAAAAAACAAAUCAUGUUAGAAAUACAGGCCAACAUUCGAUGACAGAAAAACUUGAUUUUCGUGUUAUGGAUUUUGAAUUAAGUUGAAUAAUAAAAUAUAACGUUACAUUUUGGCUGCGUUUCCACCACAGAUGUGCGAGGAUGCAUAGCGAGGGAUGUGUUUGUUAAGAGUCAAUAUAAUCCAUGAAUCACUUCGUUUACUUAUAUCAGCGCAGCUUGACUGGACAAUUUAUAUUGGUUCUUAAAAAACCCAUUCCUAGGAUGCGUACAUCCUCGCACAUCUCUGUUGUAAACGCAGCCUUAAGCAGCUUACAUUUCAUUCUUGUCAUUCAUUCUUGUUCAGGUUCUUAUAUAUUCGCAUUAUUUUGAAUUCAAACUGUUUAUAAAAUGUGCCUUUCAUCCAGAAAUAUAAUAUACAGUCCGCUCUAUGUAAUAUACAGUCAGCAAUACUGUUCGCUUAGCACCUUUGCAUACAAACUCCUACGCGCGGGGGGUGGGGGGGGGUUACCAUUUCUCUCCAUUCUCUGCAGCUGACUGUACAUGAAGCAUGACUCUUCUCUGAUGGAAAACCACAAAUAAUUAUUUUCAACAAACGAAUUUUGUAUCAAAAAAAUUUGGUGCAAACAAAACAUGCUUGUAACACAUAAAAUGAAAAAUAAUUUAUUAAUGGGUCAAUAUUAUUUUCAUUGUCUUGUUUCUGACCACUCUGUCACGCUUCUGUUUUUGUCUUUUUAUCAAAUAAAUAAAACUCCGUCACAUUUUUUGGGAACAAAAAACAACUAAACGAUUUUUGAUGCUACCAAAUUACUUGUUUUUAUUAUUAUACCACAUUCGUUAAAAUAGGUAGUUUUUUUCUGAUUAUGACUAAAUUUUGAAAUGUAUGUCUCAGAUGAUUUUUCAUAAUUUAGUGGCAUAUUUAUGAAUAACAACAAAACAUUUUUAUUAUACCGCUAUAUUGAUGGCAUUUUAGAUUAUAAGGACUAAAGAGUAAUAUGUCCAGAUAAUGACUAACCAGCUACGUGCAUUAAAAACCCAUAAAAGCCUUGGGAACUAAACGAGGUAGGUACCGGAACCCUCAAGGCUAUUAC
Cydia pomonella (codling moth) is the source of this 3564-nucleotide messenger RNA. RefSeq lists its product as uncharacterized. Lineage: Eukaryota; Metazoa; Arthropoda; Insecta; Lepidoptera; Tortricidae. Gene Ontology annotation, cellular component: extracellular matrix. Gene Ontology annotation, biological process: extracellular matrix organization. The record is from RefSeq and is a predicted model, not a curated record. The transcript has 9 exons. Gene Ontology annotation, molecular function: metalloendopeptidase activity. Bases 870 to 2117 code for a protein of 415 amino acids.